Messenger RNA from Adineta steineri, 1122 nucleotides. Lineage: Eukaryota; Metazoa; Rotifera; Eurotatoria; Adinetida; Adinetidae. The record is from the annotation of a GenBank genome assembly.
AUGGGUGAUGUUACUGAAGAGAAACUACCUCUACUGAACAUCAUUGAUGGUGAUUUAGAAAGAGAUAAUCUACUUUACUCACGUACUAUACAUCUUCGAGUACCAUCGCCAAUUUCACAUUGUCAUGUACCUGACGAUAAGUUCGAUUAUAGUACACGAAAUCGUCUUGUAAUUGUAUUAAUUGUGUGUAUUAUCUUUAUUAUCAUUGAGAUUAUUGGUGGAGUAAUUUCAAAUUCAACAGCUAUUGGAACUGAUGCAGCACAUAUGUGUAUUGAUGCAGCUGGUUUUCUUAUAUCAUUAACAGCAUUAUAUUUAACUGCAAAACGACCAACAGACACACUUUCAUAUGGAUAUAUUCGAGCUGAGGUUCUUGGAGCUUUCCUUAGUGUGCUAACUAUAUGGCUUGCUACUGGAAUUCUUGUUUACAUGGCUAUUCAACGUUGUAUUGAUCAAACAUUUGAAGUAAAGCCAGUUGAAAUGAUCGUUGUAGCUUCAUGUGGCGUUGUUUUUAAUAUAUUAAUGUUUUUUAUAUUACAUGUUAAUACAUGUAAUGUAUCAAUGCCACAUGGUCAUUCUCAUGAUAAUAAAUCAUCAUCAUCAGUUGAAAAUACGCAUGAACAACCAAAAUCAUCUAACAAUAUCAAUAUACGUGCAGCUACGAUUCAUGUUAUUGGAGAUUUUAUACAGAGCAUUGGUGUUCUUUUUGCUGCAAUACUUAUUAACGUUAAACCGGAAUAUAAAUUAGCUGAUCCAAUUUGUACUUUUAUUUUUUCAAUAUUAGUUCUUAUUACAACAGUCACUAUCAUGCGUGAUAUUGUUCUUGUUCUUAUGGAAGGUGUUCCAUCAAAUGUGAAUUAUAAACAAGUUGUUGAUGAUCUUGUUCAAAUAUCUGGUGUUCGAAAUGCACAUAGUCUUCAUAUAUGGUCAUUAUCUACACAAAAAAUAGCAUUAUCCGUUCAUAUAGCAAUAGAUAAUGAUCAAGAUCCUUUGAAAAUUUUGAGUGAAGCACAAAAAAUGCUUCGUAAUAAACAUUCAAUAACUCGAUCAACGAUUCAAGUUGAAACAUAUAAUGAACAUAUAAUGAAUUCAUGUGAAAAUUGUCAACAACUAGGUACUAAAUAA